Molecule: messenger RNA, 4478 nt
Organism: Petromyzon marinus (sea lamprey)
Lineage: Eukaryota; Metazoa; Chordata; Hyperoartia; Petromyzontiformes; Petromyzontidae
Product: ceramide synthase 6-like
Biological process (GO): ceramide biosynthetic process
Cellular component (GO): membrane
Molecular function (GO): DNA binding; sphingosine N-acyltransferase activity
Source: RefSeq, a predicted model, not a curated record
UCCGUUUGAUUGGAAUCCGCGUCGUUCAGCUGGAGCCGCAGACAAUAGUGGAGCCGCCUCGGAGCUGGAGACACGCGCACAGUGUACACAGCAUAGCAGCAACAUAGCGGGCGGCUUGCCCAGCUGUCCCACCUCCUCCUCCUCCUCACUCACCCCUCCUCCCACCUCUACUCUUAACCCCCGCCACCCACACACCGCGCUGGUGGGGUGGAGCAGCCUUCAGGGCUGCUGCUGCUGCUUGUUUUGCCUCUGCUGCUUUGCUGCUGCUGCUCUUCUUCUUGAGCGUACGCCUUUUGUCUUUCGUGGUGGCCGGCGGCUGCUUGUGCUUGGGUCGGCCUCUCUGCCCGACAAGAUUAGUGGCGUUUGAAAGAAGAGAGAGAGAGGGGGGAAAGGGGGGGGGGUAGGCAGGACAUUUAGGUCCAGUUUGGGUGGUGGUGCUUUAGACGAGGAGUCACGGGCGGAGGUGAUGAUGGCGAGCGCCCUGGCGUGGUUCUGGAACGAGCGCUUCUGGCUGCCUCACAAUGUGACAUGGGCCGACAUGAGGAAUCCCGACGGUGUGACUUUCCCUCAAGCCGAGGACCUCUACAUGGCCUUCCCGCUAGCGCUGGGCAUCUUCGUGGUGCGCAUCAUCUUUGAGAGGUGCAUUGCAAGGCCCUGUGCAAACGCUCUAAAGAUCCAGGCGGCUGGGCCCCGGAAGGCUCAGAGCAAUGCAAUUCUGGAGAAAGUCUUCACGUCCAUUACGAAGAACCCAGGGGACAAGCACUUGGACGGCCUGGCCAAACAGUUGGACUGGGACGUGCGGACCAUCCAGCGCUGGUUCCGCCGUCGGCGCAACCAGGAGAAGCCUAGUCCUCUCGCCAAGUUCUGUGAGAGCAUGUGGCGUUUCAUGUUCUACCUCUACGUAUUUGUGUACGGACUGAGGUUAUUAUCACAGAGCAAUUGGGUGUGGGACAGUCGACAGUGUUGGUACAACCACCCCUAUCAGCCACUACCUUCAGAUAUACAGUACUACUACAUUGUGGAGUUGGCUUUCUACUGGUCGCUCAUGUUCUCGCAGUUUACAGACAUCAAGAGGAAGGACUUCUUCAUGAUGUUCAUGCAUCACCUCAUCACCGUGAGUCUCAUCUCCUUCUCGUACAUUGUCAACAUGGUGCGCAUGGGCUCGGUGAUCCUGUGCAUGCACGACGCUGCCGACUUCCUCCUCGAGGCAGCCAAGAUGGCAAACUACGCACGAUACCAAAAGCUCUGCGACCUUCUUUUCAUUUUAUUUGCCCUGGUCUUCUUUGUGACAAGGCUGGGCUUGUUCCCAUUUUGGCCUGUGCGGAGCACGAUGUUUGAAAGCUGGGAAAUUGUGGGGCCGUAUCCAUCCUGGUGGGUGUUUGUGGGGCUAUUGGUUUUACUGCAGUGUUUACACGUAAUCUGGUCGUACCUCAUACUUCGCAUCGCCUGCAAGCUCCUGCGUAAGGGCAAGUCUGGGAGAUGGGACUCGCUGCAUGUGUCCAAGGACGACCGCAGCGACAUCGAGAGCAGCUCGGAUGACGACGAGCGCACGGGCGACCGGGCCAAAGGCACGGCGCGCGGGACGGGCAACGGCGCGGGCAACGGCGCGGGGAGCGCCAACGGCACCAACGGCCACCUGCUCGCGGGAGCGACCGCGCGAGCCUGCGAGCACUGAGACGCCGCCGGCGCGGGCAGCGGCCUCGCAUGGUCCCGGACUGGGGCUCCACACAACCGCCUGACAACCAAACCAGCUGUCCCUCCUCCACUCCAUUACGGUCCUGCACCCCCCCCACCUCCCCUCUCUUCGGUCCUGCUCUCAAUGCCCUCUGCUCAGGCCCACGGUGCAAGUGGUUCACGUCCUCUUCCUCCUCCUCCCUCCUCAUCCUUAUCCUCUUUGUGCCACGCUUUAUUAAAGGUGGCACCCAGUGUUUAUUUUUAAAUGAAGAAAAAUUAGCAGUGUACCAGUGUUUGUGUGUAUGCCUGAGACUUCCCCCCACAUCCCCCCCUCCCUCAUUUGCAUUUGCCCUGCUCUCUCUUCUCGCCCUACUGUUGCCGGCUAUUCAUAUGUUGCUUGCAUAGCACUGCUGUGGUAUGUCGUGGGAGUUUCCGUCAGGUGUAGGUUAUUUGUGUUUUUUUUUUUGCAGUAGAUGCAUUCCGCCCGAGCUGGUUUACUCUUGUAAUUAUCCGAGUGCUCGUUGCAAAAUGCAUGAAGUGGCUAUAUCACAGGUGUGUAGUUGGGCAAUGAAAUAUUGAGUUUAAAGGUGGCAGGAAGUGUGAUUCAUGUGAUGGAUUUUUUUUUUUAAAUGCAACGUAAAAACAAGCAGGUUUUGCCUUGACUAUUGUUUUUUAAGGCAUCAAUUCCGGACACAUAAAUUAAUUGUCAACAUAUGAAUGCCUAAUUCAAUCACCUACGUAGUGUGUACGAAAUGAACAUAAAUAGUGUGAUUAUUUAUUAGCAAUAAAUCAAACUUUAUACACACUGGGUUUCAGAGAGGUAUUUUGCUGUACACUGGCCAUAUUUUGUCAGAAGGAGAAGCAUUCCAUCUUGCAAGAUAGUAUGUUAAGAAUGUUUUUAAAAGUAUUUAUUGCUGAUAAGACUUAAGAGAAGGCAUUGUAUUCUAGAUCUGGAUGUCUGAAAAUGACAAAUCUAAUCGUGAAUAAGCUAUACAAUGGAAUGUAACAUGAGUUAAAUAGAGAUACAAAGUUGUAUUUGCUGAUCUUUGACGUUUACAAAUGUUACAUUGGACAUCAUGUAAAGCAGGGAUGCACAACUUAAAGUAUUGCACGCAGGGCUUUAAUUUUAGCAGGGUCUGGGCUGGCAACCUGAAAAGUAUAUCCACACGUGGCACACCACAUUUAAGUAUACCUCUCACUAGGGAUGUGGCGACCAGCCACGUGCCACCUUAAGUCUACCAGCGACCCGGAAAUUAUUCCGUCGGAAAUUGAAGCCCUGGCCUCGUGGGGGAGACCGCAUGUUGUGCGCCCCUGGUGUGAUAGCGUAAGCAGUUUCGAGAACCCGUUGCAAAUUUCUGCUUAGCGACAAAGCAACGCCCAGUCAUGCCGUGGUUAUCCGGCUUCUGCCACGGUUGUAAUUUCUUGACUUGCACAAUGUUGGCAUUACGCCGAAAAUCGCAAAAACGGUGCAUAAUUUCAUAGCCGCUCAAGCGCUGUGCAUUGGUUUCCAGUGAAUUUAUUACAGUGGCUUUAAAAGCCUUAAUUGCUGCGGUUUUAGGCUCGGCCUGUCAACUAAACGCUGAACAACGCUCAAAGUGAGUGAGCGAGAUUAAACUAUUUUAAUAAAAAUUCCACAAACAGCUGUGGAUAUGUUUCUCCCCCGUCAAUUAUUAUGCACAGCAGUUGACCUUUUUGCUCGUACGGUAGAUGGAAUUUUCAUCCUUUGGGCUGUUGAAAACAGUCGUGUAUUGAAAAAAAGUUGGCUGUAAAACGAUACGUUUGUAUUAACAUAAGUGUAUGGAGCAUAACGUUUUACACAACAUAUGCUUAAUUUGAAUAACAUUUGAUGGAACCCAGCCUGCACAACGUGAUAACAUUGAUAACAAACGUUUCCUGUGGGCAUGGUGUUGCCUGUGUUGCCAUUUCCAUUAAGCAGAAAGUCACCAAAACAACCCCCUAAAAUCCCGAGAUCGAUUUCUCAAGUCAAAAACAAAAAAACACACUUUACCAAGUAUUAAGCAUCGUAAACUGAUACAGGAUCUUUAAUACAGACCUGGAAUCACUGCUAAACCCGCUUAGUAUCCUCAUUCCAAAAAGUCCCCAGUUUUGUCGCUAUCGUUGCCUUGACAAUUGUCUUGCUAGGGAAACCAAAAAAAAUCAGCUGAAUCUAGCCACAAUCGCGAAGUUGGUAACAAUGGGUAUUGCGACACGUCCACCUGCUAACAUCUAAAUCCCUGCGCCGAGGUGACAGGUAACAGAAGGCAGGUGAGUGAUGAAACACUUUCGAAAUGCCUCUUGAGUAUGGAAGCCGUUGUUUUGUGCAGCUGCAGUUGCCCUCGUGCUGCUUUAGCGUCGCCUGUUGCACGCAGAGUUUGAGACGUAGAGCGAAACCACUCAAGAGAAGCCCAUUCUGUUGGGUGUGCGUUUUUUCAUGGUGCACAUGUAUCAUUUGCUCAUUUGCUCAUUCUAGGAACCCGACAUCCCAUUUGUGUCUACCCCAUUGCCCAGCCCCCCCCUCCCCCCCCCCCUUGUGCUUUACGAUGCAUCUGCAGAACGAUAAUGCAAUUCCACGGGGGAAGCGUUCGUACCUCGCGACGAUUGCUGUUCUAGUGUGUCGGGAGUUAUUACUGUAAUAAAAAAGGGUACGGCUGUAAAGAGCGAUUGUGCGACGCGGACAGACUUAUCUCGCCCAGUGGCGAGGGACACGGUUGGAGCGGGAAGUUCGGCUUUAUUUUGCGCACAAUCAAAUGGAUCAAUUUAAUCGGUGUAUGUUGUUGAUAUUAUUAAAGAACUUUUGUUUCAGG